UAUAAAAUCUGUUUCUUAAUGGAUAAUUCAUCUUGGAAUCCCUUUAUAUACCCCCAAACUCCAACUCCCCCAUCACAAAACCAUAUAACAAAUAUAUCUCAAAUCCAAUCAAACACUCUCUCUCAACAAAAGAAGAAAAAACACACAAAAACUCAUCAAACCGUUACUAAAAUGGAAAUUGAAACAAACCAAUCAAUUGUAGCAAAAAAAGUAUGGAAGACAAUACGCAUCAUUUUGUUCAUGUUAAGGAAAGUCAUAGCCAAGAGCAAAGUGAUAUCCGAAUUAAAUCUCUUGGUUAAACGUGGCAAAAUUGCGGCGGUCAAAGCCAUCACAAACGCUCUCACUCUCCGCCACUACUCCUCGGCCGCCGUCUCAUCCUUUGUAUCUCCCCAUGAUUACGACUUUAGUUGUAGCAACAGUCCGACCGUCAUUAAAUUCCACAACAAAAAGAAGAACAACCACCACCGCUACCACCACCACCAGUGCCACGAUGUUUCCACCGUUCAAAAGGUUCUAGAGAUUCUCAAUGACAUGGAAACUUCUUCUUUUUCUUCUCCUUCUCCGCUAGUGGCAUUGUCGGGAUUUGACAAAAGCCCUAUUGGAAAAAAACAACUUAGAAUCACAGAUUCGCCGUUUCCUUUAAAGGAAGAGGAAGGAGAAGAUUAUAGUCACGUGGAUAUUGCGGCUGAAGAAUUUAUUAAGAGAUUCUAUAAGAAUCUCAACUUGCAAAAAGAAUUGGCUUCUAUUCAAUCGCCUUACCACAACUCUUGGAACAAAUAGAACAUUAUUGGUCUAGUCUAGUCAAAUUUUAAUCGUUGAUCGAAUUAAUAUUUAAAUUCAAUUUAACGAUUGAAAUUUAAUUAGACUGACCAGAACAAAACAACAAUUACCUUGUUUUUACUCGAUCUAUUUACUGAAUAUAUAAUUUUGUGAUAAAAAUGACAAAAUCACGAUGAAGUAUCGGAUUUUGUUUUAUAAAAAGUAAACUACACAUUGUAUGGGUGUAUAAGCACUUUUUUACAUUUUACUGCUUUAGUAAAGUAAAAAGUCACGUGAUGAUGGAUUUUAGUAGUUACAAAGAAGCACGUGAUUUGAUUUACUUUGAUGUAGUAGUUUGUUUUGUUGCCCCCUCUUGGAUUAUGGUUUCAAGAUGGAGAGGUGAUGUUGGUGCUUAUAUGGUUAGAUAGAGUCUUUAAGUCACACUAAGGUUUUUGAGUUAUGUAAUACUAUGUUUUAUGUCUAUAAACAUGUGCUUUUAAAUAUCAUGUGUUGAUAAAAAUUGUGUUUGUUCUA
Molecule: messenger RNA, 1293 nt
Organism: Cicer arietinum (chickpea)
Lineage: Eukaryota; Viridiplantae; Streptophyta; Magnoliopsida; Fabales; Fabaceae
Source: RefSeq, a predicted model, not a curated record